This is a messenger RNA of Ogataea parapolymorpha DL-1, 1038 nucleotides long. RefSeq lists its product as uncharacterized. The transcript has a single exon. The record is from RefSeq and is a predicted model, not a curated record. Gene Ontology annotation, cellular component: cytosol. Gene Ontology annotation, molecular function: glyoxylate reductase (NADPH) activity; hydroxypyruvate reductase [NAD(P)H] activity; NAD binding. Lineage: Eukaryota; Fungi; Ascomycota; Pichiomycetes; Pichiales; Pichiaceae. Bases 1 to 1038 code for a protein of 345 amino acids.
AUGACUGACCACAAGCCGAAGGUGCUGUACAUACCCUCCGUCCAGAAUAUCCACGACGAGACUGCCUGGAAGACUCUGAACCAGAAGUUUGAGGUCAUCACCUAUGACUGCAAAUCAGAGGAAGAAUACAUUGCCGAGGUGCAGAAGCCACACGGAAAGUUCGCAGGUAUAGAGGCCAUCUGUCGCUCAUCCUGGCUGAAAGGCCAGCCGUAUGUGCACCAUUAUCUAUUCAGAGGGGAGCCAGUUAAGGCAUUGCCCGACACGGUGAAGAUAAUUGUCCAGUCCGGGCAUGGCUACGACAUUGUUGACGUCGACUACUUGACAAAAAGAGGUGUGCUUUUUUGCAACUCUCCUGACUGUUGUACCAUUGCAACUGCAGAUGUCGGUGUUGCCCUUGUUCUUCAAUCUUUUCGCUACCUUACAUAUGCGGAGCACUGUGUUCGGACCAACAGAUACUAUGAGUCUGCACCGCUAGCUCUGUGGGGUGAAAAUCCGUCUGGAAAAACACUAGGAAUCAUUGGACUCGGUAACAUAGGGUUCCGUGUGGCAGUGGCGUGCAAAGCAUUGGGAAUGAAAGUGGCAUACCAUAAUAGAACACCAAAACCAGAGUAUGAGGGAAAACUAGAGGAUCUGAAAUACUUCAAAAAUCUGAACGACAUGCUCGCCGUUACCGACUGUGUGUUUGUUGCCUGCCCACACACGCCUGCCACACACCAUCUGAUAAAUGGAGAACGAUUCAAGCACAUGAAGGAUCACGUUCGACUGGUCAAUAUAGCCAGGGGACCGAUUGUUGAGGAAGCAGCGGUCAUCGAUGCUCUUGAACGGGGCCAGCUGGUAGGAGCAGGUUUUGAUGUUCACGAGUUUGAGCCGAAAAUUCACCCAAAACUUUUAGAGAACUACAAAGUGACAUUGCUUCCGCAUGUGGGGGUGACCUCCAUCGACAGUUUCAAGGCUUUUGAGAGAAAGUGCGUUGCUAAUCUGGUUGAAUAUUUCUACGGUAGUGGAAAGCCAGAAUCUGUUAACAAGAUUGGCACAUGA